AUGCUGGGUCCGGCAACCUGGCUGGUGGCACUGCUGCCGUUCGCGGUCGGACAAGACGAUGCCCUCGGGCUCGGAAACGGCUAUCUGACAUUCAAAACGCGCAACUUUGACAUCCAGCUCGGCAGCGACUCACAGAUCUUAGCGUCCCUCAAACCAUCUGGCAGCUCAUUCGACUUCUUGCCGUUCGACUAUCUCAACCGGCGCGCCCGAAACGGGCAGUACCACUGGGGCGACAUCACGUACCGGUACCGACAAGCUGGGAGCAGCUCCGGAGCAUGGACCGAUGGCGACUCGUCCGCGGCACGGAAGCCCGUGACGGGCACCCGCAGUGGAGCAUCGGAUGUCUUGGCGGGCGCAUUGCUGGGGCCGACGCUGCCAAGUGGCGCGCCGUUGAAUGUCACGAGAGAGUGGAUUGACGUCGAUGGUGACCUGGGCUUGCACUUCACUAUAUCCAACGUUGGAACCGACGACCUUGAGAUUGGUAGCCUCGGGUUUCCGGCCGAAUUCAACAGCAUCUUUACCGAUCGCUCGGCCGAGGACAUCCAAGCCAAAUGCUCCCUGUCAGACCCAUACAUCGGCAUGGACGCCGGAUACAUCCGAGUCGCACCUGUCAGCGGUGUCGGCCCGGCCCUUGUGGUCACUCCCAUUGCGGACACCCCGCUCGAGGCCUACCGUAACCUCGUCGAGGGGAGCUAUGCGGGGACGUACUAUGGCAGUCAGACCUUUGAAGGGUUCUACGAGUGGCAGGUUCUGAGUAAAGCGUGGGCCGAGAAGGAAUGGAAGACCUCGCAGCCCUGGAACCCGCCAUCGUCUCGCAUCAUUAGAAAAGGAGAGUCAACCAAAUUCGGGCUAAGGUUCUCCCUCGCCAGAGAUGGAGUUCGGGGCAUCGACAAAGCAGUCCAAGACACAGGCACGCCUGUAGCGGUUGGGGUUCCGGGUUAUAUCAUCCCUCAAGAUGGCCAGGCGCAACUGUUGCUCAGGAGUGACGUACAAGUCGCGUCCAUCACCUCUGACCCGGCAUCAGCCCUGACAGCUACGCAAAUCUCACCCGGCCUUUUUCAGAUCAAUCCUUCGCCUUCAGCAUGGGGCCGCGCACGCCUGACAAUCACCUACUCGGACAGGCGCACCCAAGCAGUCCACUACUUCAUCACCAAGCCAGCGACCAAAGCCCUCUCUGACCUGGGACACUUCCUUACUACGGCGCAAUACUUCACCGACGCCUCGGAUCCCUUCGGGCGUGCGCCCUCUGUCCUGACCUACGACCACGACGUGGGGCAGAUAGUCACCCAGGACAACCGCGUCUGGAUCGCCGGCUUGAGCGACGAAGGCGGCGCGGGGUCCUUCCUCGCUGCCGCGAUGAAGCAAGCCGCCCUGCCCGCCGCAGACGAGAUCGCCAAGCUCGAGGCCUUUGUCGACGGGGUCCUCUGGAAGACGAUUCAGACGUCCGACUACGCCGUGCGCAAGAGCAUCUUCUUUUAUGAGCCCAGUGUCGUCUCUGGGUACCCUUACAGGGGCGAUAUCGACUGGACGGGAUGGUGGUCGUGGAACAGGCAGAAUGCAUACGCUAUCGAUCGCGCAUAUGACUACGUCCACGUCACGGCGACGUACUGGGCUUUGUACCGCGUGGCUAGGGCGUACCCCGAUCUCACCAAGGCUCAUGCAUGGGACUGGUAUCUUAACCAGGCAUAUCAGACUGUGAUGAGGUGCAUGCAGACAGAUAGCCAAGGCAACUUGAUUGUCGGGUAUGCUACCGAGGGUUUGAUGGGGGAGACUGUCUUUGGCGAGCUGUUGACAGAUCUGAAGCGUGAGGGACAGCAUGACAAGGCCGACGCCCUGUCGUCGAAGAUGCGCAAGCGUGCUGACCGGUGGAAAGGGAUGGCUGUGCCCUUCGGGAGUGAGAUGGCGUGGGACUCUACUGGCCAGGAGGGCGUGUACUACUGGGCCAAUUACUUUGGCGAUACGAGCACGGCAAGCAAGGCUGUCGGGACUGUGCUCGGAUUCUCGCCGACGGUAGCCCACUGGGGGUGGAACGGGAACGCCCGACGGUACUGGGAUAACGUUUACGGUGGCAAACUCCGCCGCAUCGAGCGCCAGAUUCAUCACUACGGCUCCGGCCUCAACGCACUGGUUGCCCUGUCCGCGUACCGCAGCAAUCCCUCCGACUCAUACCUCUUGCGGAUCGGGUACGGCGGGAUGAAUGGCCCGCUGUCCAAUAUUCAUGACGAUGGUUUUGCAGCCGCGUCGUUCCAUUCAUGGCCGGAAACGCUACAAUGGGACGGGUACAGUGGAGAUUAUGGCCCUGGGUUCCUGGGUCUCGUCCUUGGCUCCGCCACGUACCUUGUCGACGAUGCGGAGUUGGGGAGCUUGGCAGCCUACGGCGGCAUCUUAACAGGGACAGAAGGUGAAGCAAAGGUUGUGACGACUGAUGCGGUGCGGAGAAAGAUCUUCGUUGGACCUCUAGCCCUGACAGUGUCGGUGGACGCGGGGAUCAUCCAAGAAUUCACUUACAACGCGAGCUCCAAGAGUGUCAAGGUCACGUUAUCGCAACUCAGCUCAGGUCCCAAAGCCAAGUCGGCGAUCGUGUGGGUCGAAGGGAAUUUCGCAGUGCGUACACCGGGCCUCAAACAAUCGCGGCAAGGGUGGGAAGUUCCUCUCGGCGGCAGCCCUGCGGAGAUUGACAUCGGUCCAUCGUGA
Molecule: messenger RNA, 2694 nt
Organism: Thyridium curvatum
Lineage: Eukaryota; Fungi; Ascomycota; Sordariomycetes; Thyridiales; Thyridiaceae
Exons: 2
Coding region: 1-2694 (897 amino acids)
Source: RefSeq, a predicted model, not a curated record